Messenger RNA from Osmia bicornis bicornis, 2552 nucleotides. It is a transcript of the gene PH4alphaEFB, whose product is annotated as prolyl 4-hydroxylase subunit alpha-2. NCBI's taxonomy places the organism in Eukaryota, Metazoa, Arthropoda, Insecta, Hymenoptera, Megachilidae. The record is from RefSeq and is a predicted model, not a curated record. Gene Ontology annotation, molecular function: L-ascorbic acid binding; protein binding; procollagen-proline 4-dioxygenase activity. Bases 508 to 2181 code for a protein of 557 amino acids. The transcript has 11 exons. Gene Ontology annotation, biological process: peptidyl-proline hydroxylation to 4-hydroxy-L-proline. Gene Ontology annotation, cellular component: endoplasmic reticulum.
AUGGCAGAGGACAAAGAUCCGAAGAGAAAUAAAAAUUAUGAAAGGAAAGGAUUUUAAAGAUUUAAAGUAACGUUGGAAAGAAACAGAUAUUUUUGUUUGCCACGGUAACAAACAACCGUGUUUAGUAUGAAAUACAAUAUAGGUAAUAUUGUAAUACGAAUUAUUAUACAAAGAUUAGAAGAAAUAUUAAGAGAGCUUCCGCGCAAGACUCCAGAAAGAUUAAAGAACGACUCUCAAAAUGUGGGAGCAAAGAAUGCAUUAAGCAAGAAGCAAGGAUUAUUCAAGAUAGAUGUGGGGAGAAACGUAGGAGCUGCGAAAUGAUAAUUUCAAGAGGACGAUGGGCGGGAUUUCGCGACAAAGGAGAAAGAAAUUUCAGACGGAUGGCUGCGGGAAUAAUGGCAGAAAAUGUUAUGGAAUCGCGAGGCAUAAUUACGGUUGGAAAGAUAUUCUUCAGAAACAUUCAUCGUUCAGAGGCCGAUCCGUUAGAAUUAGGGAAAAUCGUGGAAAAUGAGAAGCAGCAGGAUGUUGACAGUCGUCGUGAUUCUGAUCUCGACGACGACGACGUUCAAUGGCUGCUUUGCCGAGCUGUACACCGCGUUGGCGGAUAUGGAGGAGCUUCUGGAAACGGAAGCGGUUCUCAUCGACACGCUGAACGGGUAUAUCAAGGCUCAGGAAGAACGUCUGGCUACUCUUAGAAAGAAUGUAGAGGAUUACGCGAGAGAGCACGAGGAAGCUUCGAGGAACAUUCAGCAGUACCUGUCGAAUCCAAUCAACGCUUAUCUGCUUGUGAAAAGACUGACCACCGAUUGGAAGCGGGUCGAAGAGCUGAUAACCCAGGACGUGGGCAAAUCUUUCGUCGCGAAUAUCACCAGUUCACGAAGCGACCUUAAAUUCCCAACUGACGAAGACCUUAAUGGCGCUGCCGUUGCUUUGAUGAGGCUACAGGACACGUACAAACUUGAAACUGCACAGGUCGCCAGAGGCGUGCUGAAUGGAGUUCAAUACAGCACCGGAUUAAGCGCUGGCGAUUGUUUCGAGCUAGGACGGCAGUCUUAUCACAAUCGUGAUUAUUAUCACACUGUUUUGUGGAUGCAAGAAGCUAUGGAUCGUCUUCAGGAAGAAAAGAACGCGACCACAACUUCGAAACCAGAUAUAUUAGAAUACCUAGCCUUCUCAACGUACAUGCAAGGGAACGUGGCACGUGCUUUAAGCAUGACGAACGAGCUUUUGAAGCUUGUACCAACCCACGAACGAGCCUUAGGCAACCGUGCUUAUUACCAGAAGGAAAUUCAGAGCAAGGCGAAUCAGUCGAAGAAGAAACGCGGCGAAGACGGCCAGGACGACACAGCUGUACCCGCUCAACACUUUACGGUCGUUGAAGAGAAAGUGAAAACCUGGGACGAAAUGUCGGAAAGGGAACGAUACGAGAUGCUGUGUCGCGGGGAAGUUUCUACUCCACCGGAAAUACAGAAGAACCUCAAGUGUCGUUACGUCGAUCGCGGUAUUCCGUUUUUGAAGAUUGCACCGUUGAAGGAGGAAGAAGCCUACUUGGACCCGAGGAUUGUCGUUUACCAUAACGUGAUAUACGACGAUGAAAUUGAAACGAUCAAAAGAAUGGCACAACCAAGGUUCAAACGUGCUACGGUGCAAAAUUACAAAACUGGUGCCUUAGAGAUUGCAAACUAUAGAAUUAGUAAAAGCGCCUGGCUGCAGGAACACGAGCACAAACACGUGGCAGCGGUGAGCAGACGCGUGGAACACAUGUCAAGUUUGUCCGUAGAUACAGCAGAAGAAUUGCAAGUGGUUAAUUACGGUAUCGGUGGCCAUUACGAGCCACAUUUUGAUUUCGCAAGGAAAGAGGAAACGAACGCGUUUAAGAGUCUAGGAACUGGAAAUCGUAUUGCUACUGUUCUCUAUUAUAUGAGCGACGUAGAACAAGGCGGUGGUACCGUUUUCACGGCGAUCAACAUCUCCCUGUGGCCUAGGAAAGGCAGUGCUGCAUUUUGGUACAAUUUGAAACCGAACGGAGAAGGAGAUUUUAAAACUAGACACGCGGCUUGUCCGGUGCUUACCGGUUCCAAAUGGGUGGCGAACAAAUGGCUUCACGAAAGAGGUCAAGAAUUUCUCAGGCCUUGCACUCUUGAAAAUCAGUCGGCAGACGAAGCUGAUAUCAGGCACUGAAUCAAUCUCUUGACACCCGGAUCGACGAUGUCAGUGAAAAAUGAACACAUGACGGAUGGAUUUUUAUCUUUGUUCACGAUGCACGGCCAAUGUGAAAAAGUGUUGUUUUAACGUUCAACGAUGGAAGGGAACAUUGUUUUAUCCGUCGUAAGAGGAAAAGGAGAAAUUGCGGCACGAGUAUAAUAAACACGUGAAACGAUAUAACUGAACUGUUGUAAUUUUUGUACAGAGGUCAAACGAUAGAGAAGCAAAUCCGGAAGAAGGAAACUGUCAGCAUUUAAUGAACAUUAUAAGAACACCUUUAGAUUAGAAUUCCAAAUUUUGGAAAAUGAUUAAUUUCAAUCCUAUUAAAAUAUUUGUUCGUCUCAUCA